AAAAAAGAUAAAGAAUAGUAAAUAAAAUUUAGAAUAGUCAAUAGAUUAUUUCUUCCGUAAUAAUUAUUAUCAAGGUUUUGUUAAAAAAAAUAGGAAUUAGAAUCUUGGUAGUCGAAACCAUAUAUUUAAAUAGCGAUUUACAACAGUCUUUUUCAAAAUGAGCAUGCAACCGGAGGAUCACAGGAGAAAGUGGGAUAAAGAAGAAUUUGAGAGAAUCGCUGCUGAACGACUUCAAGCGGAACUCGAAGAAGAUGAAAACUCGAAAAAGAAAGCUCCGCCAGUGAAAAGAGAAUUAUUGAAGCAAAGAGAGUACAGAGUUGACUUAGACUCAAGACUAGGGAAAAGUGUUGUUAUAACAAAGAACACACCAACUUCACAGACUGGUGGCUAUUAUUGCAAUGUGUGCGAUUGUGUUGUUAAGGACUCCAUCAACUUUCUUGAUCACAUCAAUGGAAAAAAACAUCAAAGGAAUCUUGGGAUGUCUAUGAAGAUAGAGAGAAGUUCACUAGAUCAGGUCAAAGCACGUUUUGCAUUAAAUAAACGAAAAUUAGAAGAAAAGAAAAAAGAGUAUGAACUGGACACUAGACUGAAAGAGGCUGCUGAAGAAGAGGCCAGGCUAAAGGAGUUGAGAAGAGAAAGACGUCGGGACAAGAAGCGCAAGGUACAAGAAGAUGAUGAAGCUGAUAAUGUUCCGGUUCAGUCGGAAAUUGCACAGAUUAUGGGCUUCUCCGGGUUUGGUGCUUCAAAAUCCAAGGGAUGAAAAUUUUAUCUUGUAUAUAAUAAAAUUAUUAAUCUAAGUAUUACUUGUUUUGCAACAGUAAAUAGUCGCACAAUAAAUAAAAAAUAAAUAUUGCUACAAAUUCCUUUAA
Molecule: messenger RNA, 869 nt
Organism: Leptidea sinapis
Lineage: Eukaryota; Metazoa; Arthropoda; Insecta; Lepidoptera; Pieridae
Product: zinc finger matrin-type protein 2
Exons: 4
Coding region: 158-760 (200 amino acids)
Biological process (GO): mRNA splicing, via spliceosome
Cellular component (GO): spliceosomal complex; U4/U6 x U5 tri-snRNP complex
Molecular function (GO): nucleic acid binding; zinc ion binding
Source: RefSeq, a predicted model, not a curated record